CUUCAUCCCCCCUUUUCGCGAAAUCAAGACUGGAUAUCUAUCUGGAUUCUGUACUCUUUCCUUCCAUUGCAUACAAUCAUGAGUAGUACCACCACCAUACCACCACCAUACCACCACCAUACCACCAACCUACAAAGUCUAGCCCUACCUACAAACCCCACGCAGACUUCCCUUUCUGUAUUCAAGCAGGAAAUAUCGUAUCAAAACCAGAGCCACUUCAUCCACCAACCUCGUGUCCUUCAAUGGCAUGGAAAUACAUAAUGUGAAGUCGUAAGAUGAACUGGUACGUGCUUCUGACAUUCAUACAUGAUACGAGGUGGUGGAAGUCGCCGAUCCAAGCUUUCAUCGAUCUUCGUAUCAGAAAACAUCACGAGAUGUGAAAUGUAGUGUGGCAGAAGACGCCACAAUCUUGAAUCAUCGGUGGUUUGAUGAGCUUGGUGCCGAUCAGACAUCAACAAUUACAUUGUGCUAAUGCUGGCACCAAGGUAGUCUGAUGGCAUAUAUAUAUACUCAACAUUACCUAUUGUCAGCAGAAACCUCAAAUAUGAUUGACUUUGCGAUGGUUGUUUCAAAGGAAAGUCAUAAAGGUCAUAUCCCAGCUUGACUAUUAUUCGCAAGGAAGUUUCCACAAAUGAUUCGGGUUACCACAGUUGGUAAUCCAUCAAUCUUUGACCUGUGCGCUCAACCAAUUAAUGUCUACCCACAAUUGCAGACAGCAUAGGCACGAAGUAUAUGUAUGACUUUGAGACGAUGCGUACUGAGCAAGUUGGAUCGAUGGGCGAGAUUUACUCUCUGGCGAAGCUGGUUUUGAUCUGGUUGGGUGAAGGUUUUGAAGGAGUGAUUAGGCUCUUAUCUUGAUGUCUAAAAUUGAUGACGCGGGUGAGAGUGAAGUUGAAAUUACAGACGAGAUGUCAGAGAUGUCCCAAGCUAUGCUUUCAUUUUUUAUACCGCCCGUUGAGAGGAAAUGGUUUGCUUGUCUUUGGACGAUACAAGAAUUGGUGCUAGCGAAUUAGGAUCCUCUUGUUGGUUGUGAAUUUACUCGGACAACGUGGAGUUCAUUGCUGAAGUUAUGAGAAAACGUGGUGACGAUCAAAUCCACAAAGAUUAUAGAGGAAGCAGGCCUCGAGAACAAGAAUGAAAAUAGUACCACUGAUGCUUCGAGUAUCCUCAUAGUACUAUCAGAAUCUAUAUUCUCAAUAAUUUACGCAUCCAGUUGCCAAUAAACAAGGUGAAAAGCUCCAGGAUUUAUCACUCAACACCAUUCAUCCAAGGCGACAGACCCAAAGACAGAAUAUACGCCUUACUAGGCAUGAUGCGUCCCAUAGACCGACAAAUCCUCACUAUAGAUUGCGACCGACCUUUAGGAAAGGUUUACCCAGAAGUCAUAUCCCCCAUCUUUCACAAAAUGCAAGGUGAAUUUCUUCUCUUGGGCAUAGAAAUAACAGGUCCAACAACAAAUAUCUCACCAACUCUUCCACGUCGAAAACCUAGUCCACAAACCACAGCGCCUCCCAACCCUCCACUCAAACCAUCGCCCCUAUCCCCAUCUUCAAAACCAAGAAUCUGUAUGGAGAACCAGCAGCGCCGCACGCGAAGUAGCACCAAAUCCUCCAGCGAGAUGUACGAAAUUCUACCGAGUAAAAAUAAGCAGAACCAUGAUCUCCACGCCAAUACCUCCCCGGCCCAUAAGCCCUCCGGUCCCCAAGAAAUAACCUAAGCCCCUCUACCCUCCACCCUCCUAACCAACCCCAAACACCACCUUCCCUAUAACCAGCAUCUGUUUCCACAGCCUAGCACCUAGCACCUAGCACCUAGCACCUAGCACCUAACACCAUCAAACCCAAAGCAUAAGCAACUAACUCUCUAUUCUAGCUUACCUGCUCCUUUCAUUUUACACCGAGGAAGAAAAAAGGAAAAGGAGAAGCAGGUAGAAAGAAGCAGAUGUAGAUAUACAAAAAAGAAAACAAGGAAAUAUCCAAUAUACUCUCUAUUGUACACCUAGGUAUACAUCUAGUCUUAUACGGGGAAUGGGGGAGAAUUAGUAUCUAGGUAGUUAAUGAAGUUUAUUGCGAGGAUUGAUGAUCCGAGGAUGGUAUUUUUAAAUUAUCUUUUGCUACCUUUCGCCUAGGUACUU
This is a messenger RNA of Sclerotinia trifoliorum, 2134 nucleotides long. The record is from the annotation of a GenBank genome assembly. Lineage: Eukaryota; Fungi; Ascomycota; Leotiomycetes; Helotiales; Sclerotiniaceae.